CAAAUAGUGCUGAUAAAAAGAGGCGAUUUCAUAUACACCAAAAGAGUCUCAAGCUGAACUCAAAGAGUGGACAUGCAAAUCAAGAAGACAACAUAGAAAAUAAUCAUGUGCACGUGGCUAGGCACGAUUUCAGUUUUGUCCUUCGCACUGAUCACUAUCUCGAUUGGAGUAUUAUCUCAAGAUGCCGGCGAAUCUGACAACCGGUGCAUCGCAGAAACGUCGUGCUCCGCUUGCAUAAGUGCCGGGCCCCAUUGCUCCUGGUGCAAGAGCUUGGACUUCAAAGGAGCAAGAUGUGACAGGGUGGAAGCUCUGCAGCAGCUAGGCUGUCGCAGAGCGGAAAUUUUCGAGCAGAGCAAAUCGCAAUAUAGCCUUACGAACGACCAAAAAUUCAGCGACUACCUGAAUAAUGACGGCAGGGACCAAAUUAAAGCUGUACAAGUUCGGCCACAAAAGGCAGCUUUGCAAAUUAGAGCAGGAGACUCGAUUUCCAUUCCGUUGAGAUUCAGGGCUGCGCGGAAUUAUCCUCUGGAUGUUUAUUUUUUAAUGGACCUCACCUACAGUAUGAGUGACGACAAAGAAACGCUAGGAAAAUUAGGUGGAAAACUAGCCGACACGUUAGGAAACUUGACCCGCAAUUUCCGGCUUGGUUUUGGCUCGUUCGUGGACAAGCCCCUGAUGCCGUUCAUCAACCCUGCGCGCUUGGACAACCCCUGCAGCGCCGGUCAGGUGACUUGCAGCCCGGCGUACGGCUUCAGACACCACCUGGCAAUGUCCAAGGACAUGAAGAAAUUCACCGAACGAGUACAGAAUGCAUCAGUGUCUGGAAAUCUGGACAACGCGGAGGGCGGGCUGGACGCGCUGAUGCAGAUUUUGGCGUGCAAAAAUCAAAUCGGCUGGGCGCGGGAUUCGAGGAAAAUCGUCAUUUUUGCCUCAGAUGGAAUAUUACACUUUGCUGGAGAUGGAAAGCUCUCAGGGACUGUGAAAAAUAAUGACAUGAAAUGCUAUUUGGAUUCCAAAACUGGACUUUAUCUAGCUUCAGAUAAAAUGGACUACCCAUCACUUGGCCAAAUUGAUACUUUGCUGCUUCAAAAUAAGGUGAGCAUUAUAUUCGCUGUCACCAAAGACCGGAUUGACCACUACGAGAGGCUGAAUGACGUUUUGCUUGGAGUGAACUACGUCGCUACUUUGGAAGAAGAUUCUUCGAAUAUUAUUCAGUUGAUUCACCAAGGUUACAAGGACAUUGUGUCUUCUGUCAGUUUCUCUGACGACGCGAACUACCCGCUUAAAGUAAGCUACGAGUCGACGUGCAACGCGAAAAACGGUCUAAUCCUGGACACAUCAAGCUGCGAUGAAAUUGAGGAAGGGGAAGAGUACAAAUUCACCCUCACAUUCAGUCUGGACAAAUGCCCCGCCGACCCCAAAGACUGGCGCCAAGUGGUUAAGGUUGAGGAGAGGGGCUUGGUGUCCGGCUUGGAGAUUGAAGUCGAAAUGCUGUGUGGUUGCGACUGUGAGACAGAAAAGAACAGCACCAACUGCGGGGGCCACGGAGAUCUCAAUUGUGGAUCAUGCGUUUGCCACGAAGGCUGGUAUGGUCCAUCCUGCAGCUGUUCAGAGCGAAACGCCACCUCCAUAACCGAGUUGGACGCUGGUUGUCUGCUGGCGGACGACGCCCUGCUCGGCGUCGACCUGUGCUGGGGCCGCGGCGACUGUUUGUGCGGUCAGUGCCAGUGCUACGGCAAAGCCUAUGGUCAAUUCUGCGAAUGCGACGAUUCGUUGUGCGGAGACUGCGGGCCGCACGGCAAGUGCGAGUGCGGCCGCUGCCUUUGCGACCCUGGCUGGGAGGGCAAGCGGUGCACGUGCACCACAGCCCAGGAGAGCUGCAUCGCGCCAGGAGACACCAAACCCUGCAGCGGUGGAGGAAAGUGCGAGUGCGGAAAAUGCGUGUGCGACACAGUAGAUGGUUCCAGGCGAACGGGAGCUUUUUGCGAAAAGUGCGACACGUGCAAAGGGCUGUGCUCGCUAUAUAAACCUUGCGCGCACUGCAAAGUUUUUGGAGAGGAGUGUCCUGAAGAUGAGAGCAUUGAUCCUUGCAUUACGAACUCCAGCACCUCUUACAUCAACAAAGUUAGAAACUUGAAAAUUUCUGAUGAUCUGGACGAGGAGCUUUGCAAGUUUGAGGACGAGGAGGGCUGCAUCUUCCAAUUUAGCUAUUACCUGGACAUUAACAGGAAAGUCCGACUGAAAGUUUUGGACUCAAAGACUUGCAACCCGAGACCAAAUGCAGCGGCUAUCGCCAUGGGAAUAAUUAUAAUCGCGAUAGUUCUUAUUGGACUCUUCCUUUUGCUUUUGUGGCGGUCAAUCGUGGCGGCAAAGGACCGAUAUGAUUAUAUGAAGUUCGUUGAGGCCACUGAAAGGUCGAAUAUGAGUGGAAUGAACCCACUUUACAAGCCGGCCACCAAAACGUAUUACGUUCCGCAAGGCUUCACCGAGCCGCAGGAGCCUACAACGCCGCCGGUCACGACUCCAACUUCGCCAUCAGAGAAAAAGAAUUUUUGAUUUAGUAGUUAUAAUAAAUAUUUUCUUGUGAUAAAUAUAUCGAUGUUGCAUUGAUAUUCAAAAUCAAGAAAAAUAACUAACUUCA
Messenger RNA from Cloeon dipterum, 2641 nucleotides. RefSeq names its product integrin beta-PS-like. The transcript is spliced from 14 exons. Gene Ontology annotation, cellular component: focal adhesion; cell surface; integrin complex. Gene Ontology annotation, molecular function: integrin binding. The coding region runs from base 106 to 2556 and encodes 816 amino acids. The record is from RefSeq and is a predicted model, not a curated record. Gene Ontology annotation, biological process: cell-matrix adhesion; integrin-mediated signaling pathway; cell migration. NCBI's taxonomy places the organism in Eukaryota, Metazoa, Arthropoda, Insecta, Ephemeroptera, Baetidae.